Corythoichthys intestinalis (scribbled pipefish) is the source of this 2038-nucleotide messenger RNA. It is a transcript of the gene nudt13, whose product is annotated as nudix (nucleoside diphosphate linked moiety X)-type motif 13. Gene Ontology annotation, molecular function: hydrolase activity. NCBI's taxonomy places the organism in Eukaryota, Metazoa, Chordata, Actinopteri, Syngnathiformes, Syngnathidae. The record is from RefSeq and is a predicted model, not a curated record. The transcript has 9 exons. Bases 205 to 1251 code for a protein of 348 amino acids.
AAGCGCCGCUCAAGUACUUCCGGGGCAACGACCGCUCAAGUACUUCCGGGGCAACGACUGCAAGCGGAGGCCAGGGGUCGGAAGGAAACAACCGUCACAGAAGACGGCGAGGGCGAGCAGCCUAAGGCAGUCCCUUGUUUACAGUGAGCCCAAACCAUAACAAUCAAGAGGCUGACGACCACCAAAGCUGCUAACUGUUGAAGCAUGUGGAACAAGUUUCUGUGCGUGGCGUCGCGUCCGCUGGCAUUCCAGCGUCGCUCCAGCUUUGUCUCCAGGAUGAGGUUUCUUCUCGACACCUCCGCGUAUUUGAAGAAACUGCAGCGGGACGACGAGGCUUGCGUCCGAGCGCUCCGCACGGGACACCUUCUCCUCUUCCACCGACUCCGCCCUCUGCUGCGCCCGAGCCAAGCGGGCGGCUUCGCCUGCCCGACGCUGCCCUACGAGGACGUCAGGUCGGCACUGCGGGCCCUGGGUGCCGACGAGUCCCUGCUCGAGGAGUCUGUUCUCAUUGGCUGCCGUCAAGACGAGCGGCCUGACUUCUGCCUGGACCUGGGGCGGCUGGAUCCGACGUCGGCGGAGAAAGUGUGCCAAGGAACCUUCGUGGACCUGAAGAAGUCAUUCUUUCUGCUGUCAGAGGCCGAGGCGCCGCUGGUGGCCAAGGGUCGGGCGCUUCUGAGCUGGCACCGAAGCAACAAGUUCUGCGGGGCCAGCGGUCGGCCCACGUGCCGCAACCGGGCAGGAAGUCAGAGAGCGUGCGGCGACAACGUCACGUAUCCGGCGAUGGCGCCGGCGAUCAUCGUUCUGGUGUCCGACGGCCACAGGUGCCUGCUGGCCCGCCAGCCGUCCUUCCCGCCCGGCAUGUACAGCGCCCUGGCCGGAUUCUGCGACAUGGGUGAGAGCCUGGAGGAGGCGCUUCGCCGGGAGGUGGCCGAGGAGGUGGGCCUGCACGUGGACGGCGUCCGCUACGCCUCGUCGCAGCACUGGCCGCACCCGCGCAGCACUUUUUUGCUGGGUUGUCACGCCCACGUCAGCCCCGCCCGCACGCAGCUUCUCGUGGACCGCGCCGAGUUGGAGGACGCGCGUUGGUUCGCGUCGGAGGAGAUCGAAGCCGCCCUCCGGGCGAAGGCCUCCCCCGCCGCGCCUUGGCUGCCGCCGAAACAAAGCGUCGCUCGCCGUCUCGUCGCCGAGUGGGCGGAGAGACGGCGCGGGGUAGGAGAAGAGAAGACGCCGACGUUUGAUUCGUCCGACUGAUCGUUACAAAUAUAUGUCAAGUACAAAGUUGACUUUUGGUCGACAAAAAACAAAUAAAUCGUGAUGAACUCGCAUCUUUACUCUUGUCAUCAAACGGGUGCUAGAGAUUGGUGUUUUUAUCCAGUGUGUCACAGGUAGUUGGGACGCUCGAGCCUUGCUCGAAUCCGAUUGGAGCAAAUGAAGUAGAGGCGUGUUAAAGCGGUGUUCCGAAAACGGUGUCGAGGGAGCCAAAAAUCACGUGACCGCUACUGACGAGGCCUCAAAGGUCACAGGUGUGUCGGCGAGUCACAAUGAAAACUGAGCGGGAGCCCGCCCGCUCACUGGGUGGGAACGCAGUAAAAAGUGGCAAAAUAACACAGUUAUUGGGCAUUUUUUUGAGAGGAGGAAUUUCCGCGAGUGCUACAAACAUUUGCUCAUUUUCAAGUCAGGAGUGAGAAUAUCAUUAUCAAUUUCAUUUCAUUCACAUUGUUAUACACUAGAUAGUGGCAUACGUUUAGAUAUUUAGGAUACAAAUACAAACAUACGACACAACCCAUCGCCCCAGAAAUGAGAAAAUAUUUCACAAACCUUUCUUUCCUUUUAUUCCGCUCAAUUAUUUCCAUUUUAUGAUUUUGGAAGUCCUUAUACUAUGCAAUAAAUAAUAUACCUGUUUCGAAGCACUGUAAUAUUUCCAAAAAUCUAACAAAACAGAGUUACUGGCCGACAUCUAGGACUAGCUACUUUCAAGACUAGCACUGUCGUGUUUAGCAAAUACUGCUUUGAACACAUCUUCACAGACAAAUCAAUG